AUUUCAUUUGUGAUUUGUACUGUAUAGAAUAGAUUCUAUUCAAGUUGUAUUACUGCUCAUAAUUGAUUGUGGGGUUAAAUGACACUUUGGCAAAGAAACAUUUAGAGGGUGAAGCAAUGAAGUUGGUCAAUAUAUGAAAGGGGAGUGGACAUUCAUUGGGGAAAAUAAUUUAUGAUAUAAGAUUCAAGGUGAAAGCAUCGUUAAUUGUACAUUGAAAUCGAAUAUGUCAAUAGUUGUAUCAUGUCAACUGUCAAUAAUUUAUGAUAUAAGAUUCAAGCUUUUUACUUCUGCUGAUAAAUAAGUUAUUGUGUCCAAUCUGAUAGUCAUUUAUUUUGGUGCACAAGUAUAUAUAUUAGAGUUACAUUGUUCUCUGCAACUUCUCAAUUCGACUCUGUUCAAGCUUCUAGUCAAUUUUCAUAUGUUGCUUUUCAAAUCAGAGAUCCUGACACCUGUGUUUACUUGUAUGAAGGGGAUGAUCACAGUAUAAUGAUAUAUUACCCUAGCUCGGCAGGUGGAGGAAUGAAGGAGCUGUUUAGGAAGGUUGGUAACCGAUCAAGUGAGUUCCAUCCAGAGGUUAGAAGAGUGAGACGAGAAGGCUCUUAUAUAUAUGAGGAAUUCAUGCCGACUGGAGGAACAGAUGUCAAGGUUGUACAAUUUGGGUUUGCAUCUGAGAUCUUUCAUUUCUUAUUGAAGCUAAUAAGACAAUGAGGUUAAUGGUUUUAAAUAGAAAACUUCUCAUAGAAAAGAUCAAAUGCACUUCCAUUACUAUUUUGCAUCCCUACCUUUUUUUCUUUCCGGAUGCUAUAACUGCAUGGUAAUAGAACAAGUGGUAAAGGAAUAUAGAUUAGUAUCAUUUAUAGAAGUUAUAGUCUCUCAUUUCUUACAUUAUUGAUGACACCUAUUUCAAAAAAAAGGCACUUGCUGCCACAACUGCAGUUGAGGCUCUAGAGGCGACAAUUGUUUCAGAGUCUCUUGUUAGGGAAUUAAGGUAUUACGAACUCGUUAGUGCAUUGAUGUCUUG
Molecule: messenger RNA, 1021 nt
Organism: Fragaria vesca subsp. vesca
Lineage: Eukaryota; Viridiplantae; Streptophyta; Magnoliopsida; Rosales; Rosaceae
Product: inositol hexakisphosphate and diphosphoinositol-pentakisphosphate kinase 1-like
Exons: 2
Coding region: 487-708 (73 amino acids)
Source: RefSeq, a predicted model, not a curated record